Messenger RNA from Aspergillus ruber CBS 135680, 3564 nucleotides. Its product is annotated as putative stress response protein Nst1. The transcript is spliced from 4 exons. The record is from RefSeq and is a predicted model, not a curated record. Bases 1 to 3564 code for a protein of 1187 amino acids. NCBI's taxonomy places the organism in Eukaryota, Fungi, Ascomycota, Eurotiomycetes, Eurotiales, Aspergillaceae.
AUGCCUGUAAAGGCUGGUUCAGCAGCCAAAACAGUACAGAACUCCUUGACCUCUCCGCACGCUCCCAACCCCCCUCGAUCAGAUCCCACCAUGUCCGACCGCCCUUCAACGCGUCCCACCAACGGUGAGGCGCAUGCGCUCAAAGAGAACCAAACCUCGAACCCGAUGGCUCCAACCGUGAACCGCAAGAAGCAGAAAAGAAGGCAAAAACAAGCUGCUCGUUUGGCCGCAGAUAGUCAUCUUCAGAACGGAUAUGCGUCGACAGAUGCUACUGAACACGCAGGACUGGAGGACCACCCCUACAAUGAGCCCGAUUUGGAUGAUGUUGAACCACACCAUUCUACCAAUGGAGACAUGUAUUCCGAUGAUGAUGAUCAAGUUUCUAUCGAUGCGUAUCACGGGACAUCUAAUCAUGUUCACCAAGCAGUACCGGGCAGGAAAUCUAAGAAGAGAAAGGGUAAAAAGGGCAGAUCUGGUUCUCGGAUUGCUGCGGAUGGCAGCUCUACCCCUCGAUCUACUCCAUCCGUUUCCAUGUCGCACUCCUUUCCUCCCCCUCUCCCCCCGCAUUUCGGACCCCGCGCGAUUUUGAAAUCGGCCAAAGAGCGCAGUAUCUGGAAUACUUCGACACAGGAAGAAAGAGAAAAUAUUAAAACUUUUUGGCUUGAAUUAGGCGAGGAGGAACGACGACAAUUGGUCAAGGUGGAGAAGGAUGCGGUCUUGAAGAAGAUGAAGGAGCAGCAGAAACAUUCGUGCAGCUGUACUGUGUGCGGGCGAAAGCGGACGGCCAUCGAAGAGGAGCUCGAGGUGCUCUAUGAUGCGUACUACGAAGAGCUCGAACAGUACGCCAAUUAUAACCAAGGUUCCUUCGAGAAGAACUCGCCGAUCGUCCCCCCUCCUCGUUUAUAUCAUCCACCAUUACGAUCCCCUGGCCAACAUACCAGAACACAUGGUCAAUUCCAUCCUUCACGAGGCCGUGUUCAUGAAUUGCCAGAAGAGGAUGAAGAAGAUUUGGAAGAAGAAGAGUAUGAUGAAGAGGACGAGGACGAUGAGCCAUACAGCGAUGAAGAGGAGGAAGACGAGGAUCUUGAGGACGAGGACACUCGUGCGGCCCGCGCGGAUUUCUUUGCCUUUGGAAACAGCCUAACGGUAAAAGAUGGGAUCCUUACAGUCGCGGACGAUUUAUUAAAGAACGAUGGAAAACAUUUUAUCGACAUGAUGGAACAGUUAGCCGAACGUCGAAUGCAGCGGGAGGAAGAUACCCAAUACGGAAUCGCUGCAGCACAUCAAUCCCUCCAUGGCGGCCACAACCACGCUCCUCUCGACGAUGAAGAUUACGAUGAUGAAGAGGAUGAAGAUUAUGAUAGUCAGGAGGAAGAGGAUUAUGAGGAAGAUGAAAUGGUGUGCCCUGGAGUUGUUGGCCCAUUCUCUUCGCCAUGUUUGCAGGGACGGUGCGUGCUGACUGAGUUUUUUCAGGACGCCAUGACCGAAGAGCAACGCAUGGAGGAAGGAAGACGAAUGUUUCAGAUCUUUGCGGCCCGAAUGUUUGAACAGCGCGUCUUAACAGCGUAUCGGGAGAAGGUCGCCGAACAGCGACAACAAAAGCUCAUCGAGGAGCUUUUGGAAGAGGAAAACCGGAACGAACAGCGCUCCGCCAAGAAAGCCCGAGAGGCCGAAAAGAAGAAGGAGAAAAAGCGACUUCAGAAGCAGGCCAAGGAAGAAGAAAAGGCGCGGCGUGAGGCGGAGAAGGCUGCAGAGGAAGCUGCAGCGAAGGCCGCACAGGAGAAGAAACAGGAAGAGCAACGGCGCAAACGUGAAGAGCAGCGAAAGAAACGGGAAGCUGAGCGAAAAGCCCAAGAGGAAGAGCGUGUACGCAAAGAAGCCGAGAAGCAACGACGCCUCCGUGAAGAGAGAGAACGACAGGCGGACGCCGAGAAAAAACAUCGUGAGGAAAAGAAGCGGCGUGAGGAGGCCCGGCGAAAGGAACAAGAGGAACGAGAGAAAGAAACGCGGGAGGUCAAGACUCAACCGAUCCUUCCAAGUGUCCCUAUUCCGUACAACAUGCCACUUCCCCAGGGGCCGUCGCCGCACUCUCAAAUCGCUACGCCCGUAGUCCCCAAGGCACCUACGCCCGCCAGGGUCCGUCAACCAUCUCGUCAGGGCUCGCACACAUCGUCGCCACGAUCGCAGGCCGCCAGUGCAGAACAUUCGCAACCCUCCGUCUCUCCGCGAUCUAUGCCUCCAUCUGGAACCUCGUCCAGACAGGGACUUGCACAGCAUCCGAUGCUACAUACUCCUCAACCGUCUACGCCGUUGUCUCCUCUCGGUUCCACAGCUAGAUCUCAUCCCCCGGGGUUAUUUGGCAUCAACGGCUUGCCGUCUCAUCCCCCCCCUGGUCUAUCAGGUAUGCCUCCUCGACCGCCAAUGGGCCCAGAGUUGCCUGCAUACCCGCCACACACUGGAUCUCUCAUGAGCCCAUUGCGCGGGUUCCCUGCACCAAAUGGGAUACCGGUUCCUCCAGGGAUUAAUGGAGUCCGUCCGAUGCCGCCUGGACGAGGUUUCCCGCUCGAUCUGGGGCAUGGGCUUCCCUUCCAUGGCCAGCAGCCGGUGGCGAACGCAUUCUCUCCGCAUCAGAAUGGACUGUCGCAGGUUCACUCUAGACAGCCGUCUAACUCCUUUGAACGGUCCCCUCUAAAUACCCAAACACAGCCCCUCCCGAUUUCCCGACCCAGUCCAAUCAAACGUCCUUCCAGUACGGCUCCGCAGGAUCAACAGCACGGAAACAGGCGUACUACUGCAAAGCAAGAUGUGGAAGAGUUAAGCACACAUCUAGGCAGCAGUGCCCUUCUCGACGACACUGAUGCGCCAUUGCCCUCGAGUUUAUCUCAAUCUCUUCCAGGUGCAACGGUACCGGGACCUUUCCGAGGGCCAACUCGUGCUAGCUUUGAGGCACCGUCAUAUUUUGUUGACCCUCUUGCGUCGAAACCUCCUAAUUUCUCAUUGAAUCCUAGUGGAGUAGGGAGCAACACUUGGGGACCACCACCACUUCCCUUUGGUACCUCUCCAUUCCCUGGGCCAACAACAUGGGGCACUGGACCUGGUAACGGCUGGUCAAACAACGCUUUCGGGGCUGGAGGUUUCCACCGUACACACACGUCGCGGCCUGUUACGAUUCGGUUAUUGGUGAUACAAGCCUGCAAGCAGCUUAAUGCCAUUCUUCCUUCUAAAGAUGCAAGCGGCUACCAUGAUGUGCACCUUGUUCUUCGCCAAAUAGAGCAGUUAAAACCGCCUAGCGAGCCUGCUAUUUCCUUGAAGGAGAUGCUCGACAUCUGCGACACGGAAGGCAACCCCCAAAACGGGGGUGGUUCGUUUUCGAUCCGCGACAACGAGAAUGGACAAUUCGUCAAGUUCGAGUCGGAUACUAUCAGUGCUGCUUCAGGCCACAGAGGCAGCAUUGUCCCCGGUGAGAUCGGGAGUCCAAUUACAAAUAGCAGCGUACCAGUAUUUGGCGGCAUUUCCACUUCUUCCGUGCUACGGCAGUUUACUUCUCCUCCAACCGGCUUCUAG